Messenger RNA from Prorocentrum cordatum, 1296 nucleotides. The record is from the annotation of a GenBank genome assembly. NCBI's taxonomy places the organism in Eukaryota, Dinophyceae, Prorocentrales, Prorocentraceae.
AUGGAGCGCCCACGGCGGCCGCGGUUGGUGCUGCACUUCGACGUCAACGGCACCGUCUUCGUGGCAGGCCCAGCGUCGGGCGUCGGAGUGGCACAGGCCCAUGUCGGCAACAUCCAUCUGGCGGGCGCCGCCUGGGGCUCCCUGGCGGGCGGGGAACGGGAGUGGUCCGAGGCGACGCUCGCAGGGAAGCUCACCAGCAGGUGCCCCGAGGAGGGGCAGGCCGCGCUGGGGCGCUUCGUUGAGUCCCCAGAUGGCGCUGUGGUGGGAGACGCGUUCGGCCGCAUCAUGGGGGCCAUGGAGUGCGACGGCGUUCGGGCGCCGCCGUUCGCGAGGAGGGAGGGCCGGGACUUGGCCGUCGUCCUCCGGACGUACGGGGCCGACGGCCCCAACGUGUCCGAGGCGAUCGGCGCCUUCACAGACGGGAGGCGCCCGAUGUUCCCUGAAGGCUGCCCGGCGGCGCGGCCCGCAGAGCGGCCAUGCGCAGCCCUCGGGCGCGCGGGUGAUGGACUGCGCUUGGCUUUCGAGGUCGACGGGCAGGAGGACGCCAAGGGCUCGCGGAGCAGGACUCGGUUCGCAGCGACGUGCCAGGACGCUUUCCUUGGCCUGAGCCGCCUGGGGGGCACCCUGACCAUGCGAGAAGAUGACGAGUUCUGGACGGCCGGCGGCUUCAGCACCAGCUGCGGCCAGCGGGCGGCCGAGAGGCUGGGCUGCAUCGUGCCGGUGGCGCCGGAGCGCAUUAUCCUGGAGCCGGACGGCUUCGUCAGGGCGGUGAUCGGGCACGCCCGGUUCCGGCGCGUCCACGCCGCGUGCGUGACCACCUUCGUGCACCCGUACCUGCCGCGCCGGCUGCCUGCCCUGCUGGCUGCGGCGGGGCUGCCCCUCGGCAGGGUGGAGACCGUCGCCAUGAUCGCCGCCGGCCACGCCGAAGACACCUUCGCGGCGCGCGCCCUGCCCAUCCGGGCGUCGGCCGGCCCAGUGGCCCUCCCCGUCGGCGUCCUCGCCCGCCGGCCGCUGUUCUGCGGCUCCUCGAGCUCGCCGCCGUGCUCCUGCCCCCCCCCCUCCUCCUCUCGAUCGAGAGCUUUUUGGGUUGCUCUCUCUCUCUCUCUCUCGUCUUGUUUCUUCUAUUUUCUCCCUGGGUUCAGGUCCUGGGGGGGCAAGUGGGCCCACUGUGCGGACGCCCUGGGCCGUGGCUCUCAUCGGAGAGCCUCGCCCCCUCGGCAGCUUCUCGUGUGCGGGCACUUCCGUGGACAGCCGCUCCGAUCCGAUCCUCCUCUCGACGCGGAAGAAGCGGGGUGA